This is a messenger RNA of Malaya genurostris, 3268 nucleotides long. RefSeq lists its product as uncharacterized. The coding region runs from base 68 to 3085 and encodes 1005 amino acids. The transcript has 6 exons. Lineage: Eukaryota; Metazoa; Arthropoda; Insecta; Diptera; Culicidae. The record is from RefSeq and is a predicted model, not a curated record.
UAUAUACAGUGUUUGCUUUGCGAAAACCGCAACUUUGGUUGGAGAUAGUUCUCUGUAGAACGAAACCAUGAAUAUCAUGAAGAAAUGCGGGUUCUGCCAGCAGCCAGCGGAACUAAUGUGUAGCCGCUGUCUGGAAGUGUAUUGUUCCGUAGAGUGUCAAAUCCGUGAUUGGGCUGACCACAAAAAAGUGUGCAUUAUGAUUCCAAAAUUGUAUCCGAAUGAUAGUUAUUUGGAAGUUCUAGCCGGUGGCGUAGCACUACCUCUGAGGAGUUCAACAGUCAUUGAGCAAGCCACAUCACGUAUGUUGGCGAUUGGCGGACGCUCAUUAAAACCAUUGCGAAAGCCCAACAUUCCUCUCGGUACAGUAGAAGUUUCUGUCAACCGCGAAGCAACAUCAACAUUGACCGGUAUUGAAAAGGGUACCAUACACAUGAAAGAACCGACUCAUAAUAUUACCGUCAUCGCUCCAACGUUCGACUGCGAAAAGCGGGUCUCGGCCAUGAAAAUAGAGGAAGUUUACCAGGAAGAAGCGAAUAUUACUAAAUCGAAUUCGAAACCAGACCUACCGGUAUCUCCCCAAUCACAAUCGGAGCGUCCUCAAUCUUUGGCUAAAUUAAAAUUAGAGGUUUUAAAAAACCAUCAAAUGAUGACAAAGACAAACGAAAAGUUGUCAUUAAAUUCGAAUCAGUCAAAGGAUGUAUGUUCUGGACCUAUCGUCGCAGCAAAUAUGCCGAAAUAUUGGUUGGAACCUUUUCCUUUGGAAAAACAAGACGGAGAGCUGUUUGAAGUCAUUGUUCAAUGCCUUGUGAAUGGCAAUUCGAAGAGGCUUUGGGUAAUCCUUGCAUCUCAUGAAGCCGUAUGCGAAAAACUUCUGCGAGACAUCCAAAGUCAACUGGUUCGAAAUGGAGAACCAAUCAAAUACGAACAAAUUGAGGUGAACGAUAUAUUUGCCGCCCCUUACGAAUGCGACUAUUACUACAGAGUGAUUGUUUUAGAGAAGGUCAAUUCUGCGAAAAGUUUGGUAAAAGUUCGUCUUAUUGAUUAUGGAGACGAGAUAAUUUUACCCACGUCAGAGCUUCGAGCUCCAUUACUUUUGAUGAAAAAUCUGCGCGCAUUCGCAUUUCAAAUUGAAAUUGUCAAUUUGAAUCGCCCUUUGGAAUUAUGUGAACGCAUUCAUGUUAAAGUAAUCCGCUCCGAACAGGAAUGUAAAUUUGUGGAAAUGGAGCAAACUCCCAUUGAGAACCAUUUGCUUGAUAUGCUGGGAAAUGGAGAGGAUAAAUGUGGUAGCGGUGGAAUCGUUUCUGUCCUAUCGUCUAAAAAAGCUCUGGUUAUGUUGUCAUCGGUGGUAGUAAAACCAAUCAUGAAGAUUCUCUUUACCCAACUGGUUGAAGUAGCACCCAAUUUUCCAGUUGAAAAUGAUCCUAAGGUUUCAGAAUUGUUUUGCAUUAAUUCCUCCGGCGCUGGCUGGUCCAGGGGAUUGAUCUUAGAUCAGCAUGAAAAAAAUUAUUUGGUAUACACUGUUGACAAUGGAACCAUCGACUUGGUACUUAAAGAUCAGCAAAUUCGUACACUGUCGGAUGAAUACAAACAAAAACCCCGUCUGGUGGUUCAAAUGGAAAUAAUAAGAGUGAUCAUGAACGAGGUGGAGUUCAAACGAUUGUGUUAUUUUCCUAGUUUUGCAUUCGGUUUCGAACGUGUUAGUUACGAUCAGCAGAAACGCUCGAUGAAAGCUUUACUGAAAGACGCCGAAGGAAAGCGACCCCUCGCCGAAGUAGAAUUUACCGAAUUCGUGUGCGAUUUAAAGAAAGUUGGCAUCAACUAUUGGCCCCACAUUCCGCAGGAUAAAUGCGUUGUGAGGAUUGCUUCUGUGCUGGACAUCAGUUCAGUAAUAAUUUGUCCUCAUGAUAAAAUUAAUAUUUAUACUGAUUUACUUCAAACGAUGUUAACGGGAUUGAAACCGCUUACUUCCGCUCCUGUGGUUAAUGAAGUUAUCAUAGGGGUCGAUGACAUCAUGAUGCCUUAUCGGGCUCGUGUGAUGAAGAGCUUGCCAUCGUCCGAGGUAGAAUUGUUGGACCUCGACAACGGUAGCAUAAAGCAGAUACCAUUCGGGAAGCUGUACGCAGCUAAUAGCUUCAUCAGUAAUCUUCCAGUAUUCACGAUAAAAGUUCAAAUUCGCGAUAUGAAUGAGGCGAACGUAAGAGACAGAGCUAUCGUGCUCGAUCAACUGGAUGCUUAUAAAUUGGAUAAACGGAACUUCCGUUUGAUGUUCGAGGGUGGCUCAUAUAUGUACGGCGUCAAACUGAUCGACGUGAAUACAAACCGCUCGUUAGCCACAAUGUUGAUGGAACAUCACGAUAAAACCCUACACAAAAUAGAUGAAGAGGCACAGAAAGAACGUGCUGAAAUUCAAGCAUUUCAACAACGAAUUGCACUAUUGGAAAAAUCAGUGCAGAUUGCUUCUGAGACUGUAGAACAAAUACAAAAUAUUUGCCAAGCAUCUGAACCAACACCAAACAAUUGCGAAGAAGCGCAAGGGAAGCAAAUGGAUAUCGUUAAGACAAAUAUUGCAACUAAAAUAACGAUUAAUGAUUUGAAACUGAUAGAACUACCUGCUGGUAGAAGCGACGUUAAGCUUACUAUUUUAGAUGACGGAGAUUUGAAGCGGGGUCUUUUAACGGUUUGCGAGAUGAACGAAGGGAAUAUUAAUCGGUAUUCAACUUUGACUGAGGAAGUUAAUAAGCACGCUUCUCUUAUAGGAGGAGAUGGAUACUGUCCAGAAAUCGACGAAAUGUGCGUUGCAGUCUUCGACGCAGAUAAGCUCUGGUAUCGAGCAGUAUGUAUUAUGAAAUUGCCGGACGCUAGUUCUGUCGUACAGUUUAUCGAUUUUGGGAAUGUGUCCUCAGUGAAGCGUGAGUCUAUUCGAAGUUUGCCGAAAGCGCUUAGUUUUCCGUACGUUGCACACACUUGCACCGUUAAAGAUUUCACCAAUGUACUGGAUAAACUAGCCAACCAACAGUUAGAGCUAGGUUAUGUGAUUCCCCGAGAAAUUCUAUCGAAAGGAGAGGCGUAUUCAUUGAUCUUUUAGAUACUUAUGACAAGAAAGACGUUACAUAUUUUGUUAUACUCUUGACCGAGAGUUGUUCCUUUGGAUAAGGAAAACCGUCUCGUUUUGUUUUGUUAUAAACUCUAUUUCAUACUUUUUUUCUAAAAUGUCGAUGUGUUCUUGCGCGAUUCAAUUAAUGAAUUGAAAUAAAGUGACAUUGAAUAC